This is a messenger RNA of Phyllopteryx taeniolatus (common seadragon), 9220 nucleotides long. RefSeq names its product pleckstrin homology domain-containing family A member 1-like. The transcript is spliced from 12 exons. Lineage: Eukaryota; Metazoa; Chordata; Actinopteri; Syngnathiformes; Syngnathidae. Gene Ontology annotation, molecular function: PDZ domain binding. The coding region runs from base 5481 to 6737 and encodes 418 amino acids. Gene Ontology annotation, cellular component: cytoplasm; membrane. The record is from RefSeq and is a predicted model, not a curated record.
UCGCCGUUGAACGUAUCUGUGUGUUUAAUUCUGUUCGGCAUGUGGUUAAUAGCUGGGGAUGCCUCGCAGCGGCACUCGACAGCAUUAGCCCGGACCGACCGGGUUAACGUGUAAAAUAAACUUCUACACGAAAUUAUUUUUUUUUAGAUGAAAAUUACACGAUAUUAUAACGUUUGUGUCCUGUAGGAAUCUCCUCAUAGAUUGUAAAUCUCGUUUGUUAGGGGGCUAAUGGCAGGCUAGCCAUUUCUCCUGGUUAACUUUAAGGCACUUGCUGCUAAAAUAUAUGCUAACUUGCUCAUUCGGCUAACUGAUUCGAUUACCCAGGUCAUAGUCGGUGUCAACGGUUUAAUAUAUUCACGGUAUGUUGUAGAUAGAAAACGGGUGGUAGACUGAGGCCGAAGUGACCGACUGAAGGGAGGGAGGGAGGCCGACCCCUGUCAAACCUGUUCGGGCCGAGGUGCUUCAUUCGGAGGCAGAAAGUGACCAUGACUGUGUUGUAAAGUUGACCUUUGACCCGCUUUAAAACACCUCUCACCCACGUCUUUGUCAUUGCGGCUCAGUCACUUCCGUCAGUGGUGCCUUGCCUAGUUUUCAAAUGAACUUUUACCCAUUGAAGUGAAUGCAAAUGCCAUCAAUCCAUUACAAACGCCUCAAAACCACCACGUAUUUGUUGUUUUUUACGUUACGUGUUAUGAAUAAAAAAACAGCACUGUAUUGUAAAUUAUGAACAUAAAAAAUCACACACUGCAAUGGUUGAACGAUUAAAGAUUUCUUCGUAGUCGACUAAUUUAAUAAAAGUCAAGCUGAAGUCACAUUGGUGAUAUUGUUUUCAGCACAGUACAGUUCCCAACCGGUUCCACGUAAAAAGACAUGUUUUGACAGAGGGGCUCAGCAACAAAUAAACACAACUAAUUAAAAUGCAUCUCACUUUUGUCAAUUGUAGUCAAUUAUGUCAUUGUUGGAACGGCCACUUCAACCUGAGUACAAGGCACCAAUAAUUUUUAAAAUCAAGAGAAUGGGUUCCAGAGAAGUUACGUUUUUUGUGAAGGAAAAAACAAUUAUUUUGGGGAAGGGUUUUGUGUGAUAUUGCCAAUAGAAAAUCUAGUAAAAAAAAAAAUAAAUGCCUUGAAAUUUGAUUGAAACAGUAUAGUUUCUCAACAUUAUCGUGACGUUUGAAACGGUAUCACUUACCUUAAAAACAUGAUCUAUUUAACGCAAAUGCAACCUUGUUGGUGAUAAGAGCAAUGUGGACAUUACUGGAUGAGGUAACAGUUCUUUAGUAACCAAUUGUUUCUUUGUUUUUUUUCUUUAGACGCGUUUGAAGAGCACGUUCCAUGUUUUUUUUUUUGUUUUUUUUUUUAAAUUCCACAAAGAUGGCGGCCUCUCGUCACGUAGAGGACUUUCGACUUGUCCAUCUGCUGCCGUCGCCAUACUUUAAGACUAUGGAGUAGCGAAAUGUCCAGCCAACAAGGCGACACAGUCUUCAAAUGGGUCAGACUAUAAAAAUAAGAUGGUUGUGGUUGAGAAUAGCGGUUAGCAUCACUAGCGGCUAUUCAGAUUGCCGUUAGUCUUAAAAGAUUAAUACCAGCUAUACCUCGGGACUGGCGGCAAGGAGCAAGGGAAGGGGCGCAGUCAGACUCCAGCUUCCUUGCCAAAAUGUUAUCUGUACUAAUGCACAGACGACAACUGGGCACUGACAAGAACUUUAUUCAUCAUAGAAGUUGUUCGCUACAACACAUGCGAAAAUCGUGACACUAAAAGUGACACUCUUCGCUUUACGACACUGACGUAAUAGUGUGUUAUAAGAUGGGACAGGCAGGCUUCAAAAUAUUAAGCGUUUCGGUGUUUGACCAUUCCUACUGUUUGUGUCCCACGAGCUGGUCCCAUCUUGGGCUAAUGUGAGACAAUGACACCCAAAGUGGGCUACUUAUGUCCUUCACAAAGAUGGACUAUUGCAAAUGUAAGCAAGGUAUUCAGUGCUUUUUUUGCGGGGGAAGUUUUGAAGACUUCUCUGCCUCAUUUGUGAGCCUAUAGCCACUUUAACUAAUGGGCUCAAAUAUAGAAUGCAUAUUAAAAGAUGUUAAAACGUGUAUGUAAAAUAACAGAUUGAUGAAAAGCAACAGACAGCUCACAAAUGAUUUACCUGGUUGUUUAAUUUCGUACGUGAUGACUGGGCAGGCACUUCAGAGACCCAAAUAUAGUAUUUGUCCACAAUUAUGGUUAAAUAUCCAUUUGUUGCACUAGUGACCAUACCAUAUCUUCAGUAAUAUUGUGGCUUUUAGACUAAGAAACGUGUGUCAAAAAUCAAUCAUUUUGAGCACCCUACCAAAUAGGUGGAAACUGGACAGUGAGGCUCAGCUACUUUGCUUGCCUUCUUGUAACUGUUUGGUUUGCAGAGCGUCUCAACCCAACAGACCGCUGCCCCACGAGAACACGCAAGCUCCUAUGCUUCACGGCAGCUGUUCCUUACAACAGGGGCUUGAGAUGACGGUCUAAAUGAAAAUAUUGACUCUGCCGAGGUGUCCAGCUGGCCCAUGCGUUUUUUAAAAUUUAUUUAUUUUAGUUUUUUUUUUUAUGACCCACCGCCGUCCCUGCGUGACCAGUUGGCCGCCACGUGGCGCCGGGCACAAAAGCCCAGGCGUAGCAAAUGUUGGCUUUCUGUCUUUGUAGCCCCCCCACCCACCACUGCAAGAACACUUAUCUCCUCUUCCCUUGUAACCAUCUGCUUUUGGAUUUCAUGUUAUGCCUUCUAAAUUCACUCAAUAUACACUACUUACAAGGUGUUAGGGAUGUUCGGCUUUCAGGUAAAAUUUCAGGAUGAACCUAAAAUGCAUUAUAACCUUUACAAGUGAACAUAAUGUGACCUUUUCCUAACUUUUGAAUGCACAUGUCCUAACUGUUAAAUGUUUUAUGAAUUUUUGUACAACUUGAUGUUCUCUAACAAGCAACUGAACAGUCAAAUUCAUAGCAGGUGUUUGAUGCAUUAAUCGCCGAAUACAUUUCCUGAUUCAGUUAAAAGUGGUAUUUAAAUAGUCCUCUUCAUCAUGCUGUUAACAAGGUACUGUAAUGCCCUCUCAUGUGGAUAAGGAAAACUAUUUUGCAUGGAUGUCUUCUUUUGAUGAAACAAAAUGUUUAACUUUAUGCUUGAAUAAGAUAUCAUUCCAUUCAAACAUCCUUAACUCCCCUGUUAAUUGGCAUCAAUUCUCAAAAUUCCCAUUAAAGUUUUCAAUUUGAACCAAAAUUACCCAGUUUAAUUCAUGGCAAUUUAUCAAAACAGUUCCCUAAAUGUACAUCAUCAUUGCAAGGCUUCAAACAGGAUUUUCUUAGAGCCAAGUGGCCAUCGAGGUUGAGUGUCACAGAAUAUCAUCAGCAGGUUAUAGCAGAGAUAAUGAGAACUGGAAGAGUAACAGAAAGUCAGAGAAGUGACGUGAGAAUGGCAAGUUGUGCAUUGGUCAAAUUAUGUUCACCUGUUCAGGUUGUAGUGCCUUUUAGGUUCAUCCUGCAGUUUAAUCCGAAAGCCAAUUAGCCCAACUUUUUUUGAGUAAAGCAUGUAUUUCCCUUACUUGGCUGUAAAAUAAAUAAAUAAAGAUUUCUCCGACACUAAACCUGGACUCAGCACCUCGUUUGCAGGCUCAACUUAACAGAAGCGUCUGUCACAGUCUCCCAACAAUCGGUGCUUGUGUUGGUGCUUAAUGGUUAUCUUCUCUGCACUGUGUGUGUGUGUGUUUGUUUGUGUGUGUGAGACUGUUGAAGUCCAUGUCGUGGCUAACUGAGAUGGUCUCAGCACUCCAGACUCUGUGCUGCACAACAACCGGGCCAUUUGUUAUGCCCGUCCGCCCGCACAGCGCUCAUAAUGCCGCGGAGAAAGAGUGUCUUUAUCUGCGUUUCUUUCCGAGAAGCCAUCUCACUCGCAUAGUCUAGGAACUUAAACAGGCUGAAGUCACAGUAUGCUUACAGUAACGCCAUGCCCACCCACAAAGGACUUGACAUUGGGACGUGGUGUCGUACGGACUCUCUUCUGAGACUUCAUUAGUUAUACCUAUACAGUUCUCAAUAAAGUCAGUAUUUCGGACAGAAAAGCAUAGCUUGACGCAUCUGUUCAUAUUAAAAAAAGAAUAAUUCUCCAUAGGUAAUAAUGGAGAUAGCAAUGUACUGUUACAGGGUCUGUGCCCAUAUUAAAACCUUUAACUGUGUACAGGCAAUAUUUUAAGUAGCAUUGCAAUAUGCGUUACUGUCAUACAAGUGUAAAAAGAAGUUUACCACAACUGUACUAAAAUGAAUUUAAAGUAAAACUACUCACAUCGACAUGAAGUGAACCCCCUUCUCGUCGCGAUUAGCUAUUCACAAAUUGACCUAUUCAGCUAUUUGCCCAAAAAAAACGCUGAUUUGCGUACUUUUCUGCUCUUUCUGUAGUGCCCCGAGAUAUCCCACAAUACUGCCAAAGGCCUGGCUCAUAGGAAAGUAGCAAUUGCUGUAGAGGAAGUAUGUUGAAGUGAUAGCACGAAGAUCUUUUUAUGUUGCGGAGAAGCUAAGUUACGCCUUGGUUGUUAGUGGAAGUUAUGGAGAUUACAUUUAGAUGUACACAAGCACUUCCGGUGCAUUAUUUUCAUUAUUUUUUUUAAAAUAUAAUCAUCUGUAAGUCAUUUAGUUUUUAAGGCUAAUCUUGUAAGAUGAAUUUGAAAUUAUAUUAAAGUUUUUCAUGAUAGUUGUGGUAUACUUAUGGUUUAAACUAUUAAUAUAGGCAAUUCUAAAUAAUUUUUUUUGGGGGGGGGCGCGUCAGUCAUUGUUUAUUAGUAAUUAUUUGUAAUUAUUACUCGUGUUUUUUUGCUCUUCAUGACAGGACUCUAUUGUAAUGAGAAGCCAGGCUAAAGAUGUGUGUACUGCUUUCUUACAUUCCUGGAAGUUCCAUUUCUUCUAUGGUGUUCACACUUUUUGCCAUCACUGGUAUAUUUCUAUGGGGUGAGAGAGGUGUAUUUUUCCACUGAAUGUAGGUUAAACUUCAACUUGUGCCGUUUUAAUGUGCAAAUUGUGCAGUUUUAAUGUGUUUCUACUCUAUACACCAAAGUAGUUGGCGUUAGUGUGAUGUAGCGUUCAGGUGUGUGUCAUAUGUCUGCAGGUUAAAUCGUGCUUGUUGCCUUCUUCCACUUCAGCUCCCGCAGGGGUUAACUCACUCGGCAAGGGUUUUUUUUGUCUUUUUUUUUUUUUUGUCAUCGUCUUUCUCCUUUUCACCAUGCUCAAGUGGGCGCUCUGCUUUAGGAGGGAGUGGGAGGAGACUGAGUGGGCCGGCCAGAGGCUUGCCAAAUCAGAUCAGAGCGCAGUUGGGAGGGGAUAGCGGGAAUGAAAAAAGGAGAGCCAGAUAGAAAGCGGUGAAAAAGCAGGAAGAAAGAGGAAGCCUUGGAGUUCUUGUUUGCUCUUCUUCCCCCAGCUCCUGUCCUCUGCUUUUUCGGCCCGAGCAGGCCAGGGAAUGUCCCGGCGGCGCCAUGCCUUACGUGGACCGGCAGAACCGCAUCUGUGGCUUCCUGGACAUCGAGGAGCACGAGAGCAGCGGCAAGUUCCUGCGCCGCUACUUCAUCCUGGACACGCAGCAGGGCAGCCUGGUGUGGUUCAUGGACAACCCGCAGAAUCUUCCAGUCGGCGCGGACUGCGUGGGCUCCCUGAAGCUCACUUACAUUUCUAAGGUCAGCGAUGCCACUAAGCUGCGGCCGAAGGCAGAGUUCUGUUUUGUCAUCAAUGCCGGGAUGAGGAAGGUCUUCCUGCAGGCCAACGAUCAGCAGGACCUGGUGGACUGGGUCAACGCGCUCAAUAAAGCCACUAAGAUCACGGUUCCAAAGGUCUCCGACGGCCAGCAGAAUUCUAAAAACCACAAGUCUUUGCAGGAUGCCGUGGGACCCAAGAAACAAGUGUCCUAUAAGACGGAGAUCAUAGGAGGGGUUCCCAUUGUGACGCAGACUCAGCAUGAAGGUGGCGACGGGGCAGAGCGAGCGGAGCGCGAGGCAAUGCAUCGCUCGCACAGCCAGCUGCCGUACUUUCUGGGCAGGCCAGCCCAGGACCACACGGUCAUCAAGUCGGGCUACUGUGUCAAGCAAGGCGCCGUGAUGAGGAACUGGAAACGGCGAUAUUUCCUCCUGGAGGAAAACUCCAUGAGCUACUUCAAGUCAGAUCUGGAGAAAGAUCCGCUGAGGAUGAUCCCGCUGAAGGAAGUUCACAAAGUGCAAGAGUGCAAACAAAGUGACAUUAUGAUGCGUGACAAUCUGUUUGAGGUGGUCACCACGUCUCGGACAUUUUAUAUACAGGCGGACAGUCCCGAGGAAAUGCAUAGUUGGAUCAAGGCUGUCUCGGGGGCAAUCGUGGCCCAGCGUGGACCCGGGAGGUCCGCUGCCACAGAGCACAGCGGCCGCUCCACAUUCUACCGCAGCCCCGAGGGCCCCCCCGUCCCUCGCUCGCCCGUAUCCUCCACGCCACCCCGCCAGCCAGAUUGGGGCGAUGCCGCCGCCGCCCUCGUCGCGUGCGGCCCACGCUCGCAGCCUGGCGUGGGACAGCGAGCACUUCAUGAGCCUGUUACCCCGGCCCACUCGCAGCCGCACGCCAGCCCGCCUCUCCCUGCAGGAGGCGCACCUGGCAAAGUGAGCCCCUGCGCCGAGGAGUCGCCGUGGCGGCGGCGGAGUGCCCUGGAGCCGCACGUGCCCGAGCCGCCCUUGAACCUGGACGACGCCGACCUGCCAGUGAGCGAGGUCUGAGCAGGACUUGUUAAACAGAAAACGGCUGACGCAAUGAGGAAGUGUUUUAGUGGAGACAAGGCGGCCGGUGCUGAACUUAAAAGCUCCUCCCUUCCUGGUGCUGUCGGUGCUAACACACACACGAAAAAAAAGCCGGGUCAUCCUCUGAACUUGUGUGCAAAGGUGACCCAGUCUUCACCCGCAGUCCACCCGCUCAUUUAUUUACCUUGGCGUAUUUAUUCGGCAAACUAAAUGACUAACGGACCCUUUCCACUGUGACAUCAGACCACUUUAGCUCAGUCUCUUCCUGCAGUUACCUUCACAUCUGCUGCUUGAAUUCACUAAUGGCGUCAUAAUGAAAGGUUAAAAAAAAAUAAUAAUAACUAAAAGAAGCGCUAGACAGGGCGAGGAAAAACAGACAAGUGUGAAAACACAUCAGCUGAGAUGCUAAUAUAGGCAGACCUGCUAGCCAAAGGAGAGAGCUGCUUUUUCAUCUCUGAAUAAGUCAGAUUUUAUCAUACUAAUUAUGAGAAAAAUCCUUGUCUUGGCUGAUUACAGCAGUAGCAGUGGUGGGCUACGUACGGUUCGCUACGUUCUUUAAUGCAGCCCACUGAGCAUUUACAUCAUCAAGUCCUGUCAUAUUUGUUGGAUUAAUUUAGCCCGAAAUUGGUUCAUUUAAAUGUAUUUAUUUAUAAAUGACUUUAACAAUUGGUUAAUUGAUUAAUUUGAAAAAAAAUUCCCACGUAUGUAUGUACUUUAAUAACUGCUUAAUUCUAAUUAAAAUAAUUAUAAAUACAAUUUCAAAAUGAGAAUUAUCAUUUUAUUGUUAGAAUUAAAAAAAACUAAUAUUUACAUCCACUGCGUGUGUGUUUGUUUUAUAUAUAUAUAUAUAUAUAUAUAUAUAUACAUACACACACGCAGUGUGCCCAUGCGUAUUAAAGUUUGACGACCACCCCUGGUCUUUAUCAACCAAAGGAAGCAGUACGCUCGACUUAAACUCGGUCAGAAGGUCAAAGCGCUCACACAGUGCGGAAAUCGACAACACUGUACUUACAAUAAUAUGGCGUUUCAAACUAUUGUCAGUUGUUAUUAAAACAAAUCAAGACAACAAUCCGAGCUGUGACAAUUGGAAUGCUAAUGCUCAACACGCUGGAAUUCAUGUCAUUCAUGUAUUCAAACUCACUUUGUCUUUAUUAAUGUAUUAGCAUCUCCUCACAUUAGCGAAUACAGGUAGUGAAAGAGAAGGUAGCUUGGGGGGGUUUACGGUCCGAUGUCACUAUGAAAAAGGGUCUUACUAUCUUUGGAUUUCGAGGGCAUGUUCUGCUUCACCAGGAUGCACCUCUUUGACCACUAAGUGCCGAGAAUAAAAGGGAGCGUUGAGGGAUCACAAAAAAACAAGAGGACUGAACUUUUCAUCUCUCUAAUGGACCGAGUAUAAAUAAGCUGUGUGGUUCUUACACUCUCUUAACACUGGAUUUAACCCUGUUUUUGUUUGACCAGUGUCACUCUCCAGCCCGCUGUUUGGAUUUUUCACACAGAUCCUGGACUGUUUUCGGACUACCUGCAACUAUGCCUAAUAGCAUAAUUGCCCAAGUCAUUUUUGGGGGUCUUUUGAAGAAGAAAAAAAACAGAAACAACUAGUCCAACAAACGAGUCCAGUUGCCUCUGUUCAACCUUUGCUGAUUACCAUGACAUGGAAUGAUACAGACAUAAAGAAAAAAAAAAGACCAUUUUUAGCAAGCACAUUGGUAUUUUUAUUGAUAGUGUUACAUUAAGUUAAAAAUGACUUGGGCAAAUAAGCUAUUAGGCUAACGAUAUUAAUAAGUUUGUGUUGACACUAAAUGUGUGUGUUUGUGUGUGUGUGUUGCAGCGGUUAAAAGUUUUACGUAUUUCUUCGAGGUCAAUUAGCCUCACCGCUAACAGUAGCACUCCAGUCGCCGAGGCACUGCAAGUUUUUUUUUUGUGUUCUUUGUCGUUUUGCUGUUUUCAUUAAAAACAUGUUUUAAACAGACAAGUAAAUCUUGUACAUUUUAAUGACUCCCCACUAGGGAUGGGCAAAAUCGAUUCAUUGUGCGGUGUUGUCGGUUCAUUGUGUCUUCAAGCCGUUGAGACAAAAUGUAUUGCUCAGCUUUAAAAUUAAUUCUAAACUUAUUUGCUAUGCUGUCUAAAGGGAGCACAAUACAAGUCAAUGAAUUAGCCCAUUUCUAGAUUGUUCAUCCAGAGCCGCUCUUUGUCCGCAUGAGUGCAUUCAGAUUAGUUGUGAUUUAUUUUUUAUUUCUUUUUGUACAUAUAUACAGUAUAGUACAUGUAGGCUUCUUUGCUUCAUUGCCCAAUGUGUUACCGUAGCAGACCCUCUCUCCACUGUGGUCUAAUAUACAGUACUCACCAUUCAAACUUGAUUCAUUUCACAUCUGAAGCUAUUUUAGCAUCCAUUCCAGUCUGAUGUCAUUGCUUUGGAUUGUCUCUAUUUAUUAUGUGGAUUAAAUAAACACAGUAAAAAUGUG